AUGAAAUUUCACACAAUUGAUAUUAUAUUUUAUGAAAAUGAUCCUCUUUGGUCAAGCUUUCAUUCUUAUCUAGAAGAAGUAAAGCAGGCCCUGUUUCAGGCACUGAAAUUCAGUGUGAUAAAUGAAUGCAAGAAUGUAUGCCUAAAUGGAGAAACUGAAAGUGUGCCAGUGAUUAAUCCUGCAACACAGAUUGCUCAGUUGCAGGCUUUGGCUUCUGAGCUUAAAACUGGUUUUACUGAAGCAAUGCAGGAACUUUCAAGAAUCCAGCAUGGAGAGUAUGCUCUGGAAGAGAAGGUCCAAAGCUGCCGUUGUGCAAUGGAGGAGAAAGUGGCAGAGAUGAAGAAUUCUCUAAAUUGCUUCAAGGAGGAGCUUAGUGAUGCCAAGUCCAUGAUUGAGGAAAUCAGUGCAAAGCAAGAAGAGAUGCAGCAGAAAAUCGAGCAAUUGCAACAAGAGAAGAGGAAAGAAUCCCGCAAACUUAAAGCAAAAAGAAUACAGAAGGAGGAGCAUGGGUCACAGACAGUGCCCACACCACUGCAAGGAAGCCCCUUUAGAUCACUGAACCUUCCUGAGCCAGUGUUAAUUAACGAAGAUUUUGUUAAUCUUUUGCACAAUGCAACGUAUGAGAAAGUCGCUGAUUGCAGACCCAGGGGACUGGGAGACACCAACGUGAAAGGGCUAGCCAGUACGAAUCCGGACACAGAAGAGAGGGCUUCCUCAUCAGCUGAUGCUCAGUCAAAGGGACAGUCAGCAGCCACAGUAUGGAAACAGACCAAGGACAGUAAAGAGUGGGGUGGUGAGCAUAUUUCAAAGGAUCAUAUGGACAGGCAGAAGGAAGCGGUGCCAAUUGGCUAUAGCUCAAUGGAGAAUAUGCUGCGAGAUUCUUCUGUUGCAGCAAAAAGGCAGAAUGUUGCUCUGGAUUUGCUGGAGUCUGAAAGGAAGUAUGUUGUUAACCUCUCCUUGGUCCUCAAAGUGAGAACCACAGUGCAAGGCUCAGAAGUGAAGAGAAAUACCAAGGAAAGAAGUUUUUUCCCCAGCUCUUUGCGCUACUUGGUCCAACAGCACGUAGAUUUACUUCAUGCCCUGCAGGAAAGAGUACUGAGCUGGCCCCGACAGGGAAUCCUGGGAGACAUAUUUCUCAAGCUGACCAAUGAUGAGAACAAUUUUUUGGACUAUUAUGUUGCUUACUUGAGGGAUUUGCCAGAAUGCAUGUCACUAAUCCAUGUGGUGAUUCUGAAAGAAAUCGAGGAAGAAAUAAAAUCUGACCUCUACAUAUUCUUCUUUCAUAUUGUCCAGCGUAUUCCUGAAUACCUUCUUCAUUUGCAGAACAUUCUGAAAUACACGGAGCAGGAGCAUCCCGACUACUACCUUCUCCUUGUCUGUGUUCAGCGCCUGCGAGUUUUCAUCUCCCACUACAGCCUUCUCUUCCAGUGCAAUGAAGACCUUCUGAUACAGAAACGGAAGAAGCUGAGGAAAUCUUCCUUCAUAAAGUUAUAUAAAGGUCUCGCUUCCCAAUGCACCAGUACCGGCCAAGAUGCAUCUCCAACAAUGAGUGUGACUUCCAUCCGUGACAGCGGGAUACACUCUGAAGAGGCCAUGCAGCUGUUCCCGUCAGUCUCUGCUUCUGGAACGACCGCUAUGCACUUGAUGUCACACAUGAAGAAAAGCCAACAACAAGCGGUGGAGAAUGCGCAGGGAGCAUCACCGUGUGAGUGGGAAACUGAUGGGAGAAGGCCAGACAGGCCGGACAACAUCCUGACUCCCUCACAAUUCAAUGAGCAGGACCUGAAGGCCCUGGCAGCUUCCCUCCAGGCUCUGCCCGACAUGGAGUACCACACGCCAUUGUCUAAUAUGAAAGGAAAGCCUGAGCGGACCCGGAGGGCCUCCACAACAGAACUUCUCCAUGAGAGUUCAAGUUUUGCUCCUGACUACGAAGACUUUGAAUACCGCGGGGACACGUACACCACGCCUGGCCCCUACGAGGAGGAGCCCCUUCAAAACCUGGCCGCCUUUGAGACCUGCUCUCCAGCUUCUUCUGAAUCCAGCAUCGACAUUUGUUUCUUGAGGCCGGUGAACUUCACGACGGAGCCAGAGAGGACAGAGCACACGUUACAGCCACUCCCAAAGAGCAGUGCUCCAAUCAACAGCAGUGGCAGCAGCACCUACAAACGCGAGGUUUUCCGCAGCAAAGGCAAACAGUUGAGCCGGUCCUUGAAGGAGUUUCCCCGCAGCAGCGGGACCGACGGAGUCUGCACAAGGCUGUACAGCACACGGAGCAGCAGUGGCAGUCGGCUGCCAAACAAGCCGGAGAGGGGCUUCCAGGUGCAUGGGGUCCCUGUGGCCACCAGGAGCAACCAGCGGAACGUCUUUCCUCCGCAGAGAGGAGUGGGUGAAAAGCAAAGCUUUGUGGAAGAGAUGCAUUUAGAAGACAACAGCAGAUUCCCUUAUAGGGAUGACAAUGAGCAAACAUCUUUCAGCAACCACAUUCCGAGACAAGGACAGAAAGGGGGCUUUCGCAGCUCUUUCCGCAAGCUCUUCAAAAAGAAGUGAGCCAAGCAGGGAAAGACCAACUGUUUCAGCAUUUCUCCUGUGCUGAGCUCUUUGGUUCGAGCCCCAUCUACCGCGGUGGUUUUGCUUCAAAGGCAGAGUGGUGGUACGAAAUUUAUUUUAAAAGAUUCUGCCUUCUGAUCCCCAAAAGAGAAAUGGCCAGGUCCUGUAUUUUCAGGGUUUAAUCUUAGGGCCUGCAUUGUAUUUUGCCCAGUCACUCACUGCUAUAUAAUAAAAUCUUCACAUAGUUAUGAAGGUACAAUAAGAGGUCAUCAAUAUAUAUGAUGUUUCAAUGCUUCCAAUCCACUACUUAUCAGGGUGAAAACCCACCAAGAAAUAUGAAAUUUCAUAACUUUUUCCACAUUUAUUAAAAUCAGCCAGGGCUUUAGAGGCUGGAUUGUAAUGCCUUCUGGACCACCAAGUGACUAUUUCUACUAGACACAAUGCAGUUCAGCAGAGAUGGUCCAGCAGAAGGAAAGCUCCUGAACCUCAAUACACCAUUUAUUAAGUCUCAGAUCAACUUGUACAUCCCACCCUAAAUAACUUUAGUUAUUAGGGCAAAAUGUGGAAUUUUUUUUUUUGCAUGAUCGUAGAUGGAUCCAAUUAUCAUCUCUAAAUGUACACUUCAGAUCUAAUUGUAGCCAAAGAGGUACAUGUAAGAGUAUGUGUAAGUUCAUGCAAUUUGGUUAAAACAUUAACAGUAUAUAAUUUUUACAACUUUUUUAGUCUGAGUAAUGUAGUGUUAAAACUUAAUGCAACAGACGUAUGAAAAAGCUUCCAAUGUUCUUUCUCCGAAAGUGUCAAGUAGUGUUGGAAUCGGAAUUUUAAACUGAUGGUAAAAUCAGUGCCAUUUAAAAGCAACGCAGAGCAUUCAGAAUCAAUACAGACUGCCAUACAUUUACUGAUUGUUUAGC
Molecule: messenger RNA, 3458 nt
Organism: Varanus komodoensis (Komodo dragon)
Lineage: Eukaryota; Metazoa; Chordata; Lepidosauria; Squamata; Varanidae
Gene: ARHGEF33
Product: Rho guanine nucleotide exchange factor 33
Exons: 15
Coding region: 1-2547 (848 amino acids)
Molecular function (GO): guanyl-nucleotide exchange factor activity
Source: RefSeq, a predicted model, not a curated record